UUUUUUUUUUUUCACGUUUCGACGUUUCAUCUUCUUCCUUCAUUGUACCGGUUGUCGUUUCGUUCUGUGGGAAAUUCCAAAACGAAAUUCACUUCGUUGCAUUUUGAGCCCUAUUGCUGUCUUGCCGAAAUUUUGCUUCAUGUCUCUUUAUUUGUUUGUUUUCGUUGUUCUGAAUGAUAAACAGGUGUUGCAAGUUUAGUGUUGGUUGCAUUUGAACUGUAAUCUUUUUAGGUUUGUCGAGCCUGAUUCGUAGUAGAUACCGAUCACCUCAGCAUUUGAUCCAUGUAUGGAUAUCUAUGUGCCACGAGGAGAAAUUUCUUGUAGGCACGAAAGGUGUUACAGAAACAUUUAUUGAUCUAAGACCUAGCCAGUAAAAUGCUACCUAAGAAGCACGGAUACUACAAAAGGUGGCUUGUUACAAUGACACGAAACGAUACUUUUUUUUCUCGACACAAGGGAAGAGUAAGUUUGCUUGCUAGUUACUAAGGAGGAUGGGAUCUAUGAUGAAUGGUGGCUUAUGUGAUCGGAGUUUGAACACAAGGCCAAUGGAGAAUGUUUAUUGCACCUCUUUUGGUGUUUUUCUCAAGUUCAAGAAGCCGAAGGUUUCUGCUAUUCGUGACUUUCCUCCCGGGUGCGGACCAUACAUGCUGCUUAACAAUCUGAUGUCCCAGGAUACUGAGGCAGGAGCAUCACGUAUGCAAGAAGAGAAUUCGGUGGCUGAUGAAAAGACUGUGAAUGGGUCAGUAUAUGACUCUGUCAAAAUUUCAGGAAUUGGAAAUGGAUCAUUAUCUCCUCAGUUGGUGAAAAGUUCAGUGAAGUCGGAACUGCCAGGCUUGCUUGAUUUGGAGGUGAAGCUGAUGGCUGCAGCUGAGAAGGUCAAGCCAGAGAAUUCAGAAUGUUUGCAUGAAGUGGAAGCGCAGGCAGUGGUGAAGAGUGAAGGUGCACCAGAAAGAGACAUUGCUUCAGAUAUUAGUUCUAUGGUCGAUGGGAUGGUUCCACCUGGUGGUUCAAAAGCACAGUCUCCGCAACCGUGGCCUAGUAGUGAUGCAACCAUCUUGAAGGAGACUACCCUGAAAAAUGAGUACCAUGGGAGAAGGGUUUCUGCUAAACGCGACUUCCCUCUAUUUUGUGGAAGAAAUGCUCCACAGGCGACUGAAGAAGAGCGCAUGGUUAUUGUCUUGGGAAAUAGGACUUUUAGUGCUCCGUUUGAGGCAUCAGUUCAGGGUGGGUUGUUAAGAGAGAGAGUGAGGGUUAAAGGAGAAAGCUGUUCAGUGAGAGAGACAGAAUGGAGUCGCAUUGAGGAAUUGGAUGGUGGUGUUCAAGAUGGAAAUGCCCUCAAAAGGGUGUUGAAAGGACUUGUGACUAACACAAAGAACAAAUCUCCAGAAGCUGUUGCGAAAGGCAGGGCACUGACAGAGACUGUGAGGGCUGAGGUGGAAGGCGCUCCACUGAGAGUGAUAGCAAGGGCCGGUGAUGGAGAUGUUAGAGAUGGAAAUGCUCAGAAGAGGAAGUUGGAAGGGAGUGUGCUUGAACCAAGGACCCAGUUCCAAAAAGUAACUCAAACGGGUCUUAACAGAAGGCCUUCUGGUGGUGGUGUUGCUUUGGGACGUGGAGUGGAAAAGGUGAUUGUGCAAGGCUUGAUGGCUGCAACAAAUCAUUCAGGGAGGUGUGGGAAUGAGGGAGGGGAUGUCGUUAGUAGCCUGAAUGGUUUGAAGGUUGGAAACAAGGCGAGGAGACAUGAGGUUAGCCAUGUCAAAGGCCGCAACUUAUCUACAUCUUUCAGCAGGGUAAACUUUUAUGAAGGAGAUCAUACGGGACAAGGGCAAAAUUCUAUAAAGAAGAAAUUGCUUUCUUCUAGAAAGCAUGUGAGUGUAGGGAAGCUUGAUGUGGUCAAGGAUGAGGCAGGUUUUGCUUUACAGUGGAAGAAUGGAAGUUCUCCCUCAAGUCAGAGAGAACAUCAUGAUCUCGAAGUGAAACUUCCUCCUUUUGGUCCCAAUAGUUCGAGUCAUGGUAACAUGGCUAACAAAGUGAGGGAGACCCUUCGCUUAUUCCAAGUUAUCUGCAGAAAGCUCUUGCGAGGAGAAGAAUCGACUGUGUGGACACAAGGAUCCUUGAGAAGAAGGAUUGAUCUGCAAGCAGAUAAGAUUAUCAGGGCUAGAGGAGUUAAGACAGGCAAACAGCUAAUAGGAUCGGUGCCAGGAGUUGAAGUGAAUGACCAAUUUCAGUAUAGGGUGGAGCUUGCACUUGUUGGUGUUCAUCGACCCUACCAAGGCGGCAUUGAUUACAUGAAACAUGGUGAAAUGAUCAUUGCAACGAGUAUUGUUUCCUCUGGCAGCUACGCCGAUGAUUUGGACAACCCUGAUGUUUUGGUUUAUUCUGGUCAGGGAGGAAAUGUAGUAGGUAAGGUCAAACGACCUGAAGACCAGAAGCUUCAAAGAGGGAACUUGGCUCUGAAAAAUAGUAUAUCAGUGAAGAAUCCAGUCAGGGUAGUCCAUGGAUUUAAAGAGACGAAAGCCUCUGGCUCGGAUGCAUCAGAAAAGAUUGUUCUUACAUAUAACUACGAUGGCUUGUAUACAGUUGAGAGGUACUGGCAAGAGGUUGGACCACAUGGGAAGCUGGUUUACAUGUUUGAGUUGAAGAGAAUGCCAGGCCAACCAGAGGUUUCUUGGAAAGAAGCAAAGAAAUCAAAAAAGUACAAAGUACGGGAGGGGGUUUGUGUUGGUGAUAUUUCAGGAGGGAAAGAGUCAUUUCCCAUUUGUGCUGUCAACACCAAAAGCAAAGAGAAACCACCGAAAUUCAAUUACGUAACUCUGAUGAAAUAUCCUGAUUGGUACCACUCUUCUCCUCCUAGGGGAUGUGAUUGUAUUGGUGGAUGCUCAGUCCCUAAAAAAUGCUCAUGUGUGGUCAAGAAUGGUGGAGAGUUUCCAUAUAACUACAACGGUGCUAUCGUGGAGGUAAAGUCUUUGGUCUAUGAGUGUGGUCCAGCUUGCAAGUGCCCUCCUUCUUGCUAUAAUAGAGUCAGCCAACAUGGAAUUCGAAUUCAGCUUGAAAUCUUCAAAACACAGUUGAGGGGCUGGGGUGUCAGAUCCCUAGCUGCUAUUCCUUCAGGAAGUUUUAUAUGCGAGUACAUUGGGGAGCUGCUUGAGGACAAAGAGGCUGAACAAAGACAAACCGACGAGUAUUUGUUUGAUAUUGGGCAAAACUAUAGUGAUUGUUCUCGUGUUGGACUUUCUAGUGGAGUUGUGGAGGGUAGUUGUUUCACGAUAGAUGCAGCACAGCGUGCCAAUGUGGGGAGGUUCAUCAACCACAGUUGCUCCCCUAACCUUUAUGCACAGAAUGUCCUCUAUGAUCAUGAGGACAAGAGGAUGCCCCACAUAAUGCUCUUUGCUGCUGAGAAUAUUCCUCCCUUGAAGGAAUUGACUUACCACUACAACUAUGCAGUGGAUCAGGUUCGAGAUUCAAACGGUGAAAUUAGAAUGAAGACGUGCUACUGUGGUUCUGCAGAGUGCACCGGCAGGAUGUAUUAACUUGGGGAAGAGAGAGGUUGGAUCUUCAUCCAGAGGUGGGGAUCCCUUCGUUAGUGCAAGAGUUGUUUCUGGAUGGUGUCUGUUUUUAGGAUCUGCUUAUGGUUUUUGGUCAUAUGAGCAAGAGUUGAAAGAAGGGUUAAAUUUUUUUAGUCUUUUGGGAAUUGGGACAGUGUUCUUAGUUGGUGGCAGCUGAAACAUUAGUCUUCCAUCAAUUUUUGACAUUAGUUUCUCAAGUUGUUUCUAUAUGACACAUUUCCGAUUAGGUACGGAUUGCUUGGCAGCAAUUUUGAGGCUACUCCCUACUACAGGUGAGACCACCGCACUCUGACAAGAAAUUAGUUAGCUGAUAUAGCAUGUUGUUUGGAGUUAUUAUCUGUUCCUUUGGAUUAACCAUCUGAUUUAGCAUGUUGGUGAUUUUGCAUUUUGUUUGGAGUAACAAGAAACUAGUGAAACAAUAUGUUUGAAGUCUUUGGAAUGAUGACACUUUCUUCACGAA
This is a messenger RNA of Rhododendron vialii, 4023 nucleotides long. RefSeq names its product histone-lysine N-methyltransferase, H3 lysine-9 specific SUVH6-like. Lineage: Eukaryota; Viridiplantae; Streptophyta; Magnoliopsida; Ericales; Ericaceae. The record is from RefSeq and is a predicted model, not a curated record. The coding region runs from base 492 to 3527 and encodes 1011 amino acids. Gene Ontology annotation, cellular component: nucleus. Gene Ontology annotation, molecular function: zinc ion binding; protein binding; histone methyltransferase activity. The transcript has 2 exons.